Molecule: messenger RNA, 3378 nt
Organism: Nothobranchius furzeri (turquoise killifish)
Lineage: Eukaryota; Metazoa; Chordata; Actinopteri; Cyprinodontiformes; Nothobranchiidae
Source: RefSeq, a predicted model, not a curated record
UUUGUUUGUUUGUUUGUUUUUAGCUUAAAUGUGCUCAGGUGCUGGCAUACAUGCAUACAUACUAAUACAUAUUUUCAUGUUUCAUCUCCAUUUUUCUUGUUUUUGACUAAAUCAGCUCUGGGUGCACCUGUCUCUGGUUUUAUGGAUCUAGUGAAAUAUGUCCAAAAGAGCUUGAACAUCGUUUAUUUAUUUUAAAAGAAAGAAGAUAUCUGAAAAGUUCCAUAUUUUGAGAUAUUUCUACCUGAUAUUUCCUUGUUUACUUUCACUUCCCAACAAAAGGCUGCUUUGUGAGUUUGAGCCUCUGAAUGUGAACAUUCUGUUUCCCUGUGCAAGGUGCACGUGCACACAUGAGGAAUGCAUUUGACUAUUUGUAUAGAGACAAAGAAGACAUGUCUGUCUUUAUUGCUGUUUAACAAGAGCAGCACAGUGACUUCAUCUGAGAUUACAGACACUUUAUAUGAUAUGCAGCACACAUCUAAUCAUAUCUGUAGUUCAUAACCUUAUAUUUUAUUACCUAGGCUGAAGAAAAGAGCUUUUAUAGAAAGUGAAACUGUUACCUGAGCCCUGUUUGUUUCUUCUCUUUUGUGGGUCAGUUGCAGCUCUUAGCCCAGAGCAUGUGGAUAGAUGGAGUCCAUCAUAGGGAUGGGCAAUAACCGGGACAAAGCCCAAACAAACACAAAAGCGUCCUCAGGAGAACUGACAACAAAGAACCUGUUACAGAUUAGUUUUCUAAGUUAUGACUCAAAAUAUUUUAACAUAAAACACGUGAUUUUUAAUCAUUAGAAGAUAAAAGGAAGAAAAACACUUGUUGUAUAUACGGUACUUGGAAAUACUUUUCAAAGGUUAAAAACUUAUUUAAAAAAAAUCACUUUUUCUAUUAGUUUUUCAUUUAACGUAUACUGCAUGAUGGCACAGUUUGUAGCUGUUGCCUCAAAGAAAGAGGGUUGCAGAAAUAACCUGCGUCCUGGCAGCGGUGAGUUAGCAUGUUCUCCUUGUGUGUGUGUGUGUGUGUGUGUGUGUGUGUGUGUGUCCUAACAUUUCUCUCGGUGUGGGUUCCCAUGGGUGGGAGCACACCCACCUAAGGAGGUCCAAAAUCCAAGUGGGGCCCAAAAUGGUGGACCCCACUCCGAUUUCAAUUAAAAUGAGCUCAGCAGCCUCCCCUGAUGCUACCAUUGCUUUUUUUUUCAUGUCAAAAAAUUGUCCCCUAAGGUAGCAAAAAGUGGGCAAGUGUGUAAAGGUGUGUAUCCUGCAGCCGACCGUAACCGGAAGUCAGGAUAUACACUUCCCGCAAAAUCUUAUACACACCGCGGGAGUCUGAAACCUUUGGCCAAUGACAUUGCUGCACUGAGGAAAACUACCGGAAGUUCACAACAAGAAGAAAACAACACGGAUUGAAGACAAAAAGACGACGGAGUGAUUGGAUUAUUUUGAAUAUUUUUACAUUUACCGACCUCUGCAUGCAGCAGAGCCAUUAUUUCCACAAGAAAGAGGAGGAAAAAGCCUAUAGAUGAUGCAAAGACACACAUCCUGUCCUGUACUGACAAGGUUGGGUUUAUGUCGAGAUACAUUGACGGUUACAAAGGAAGAGGAGUGUUUGCCACACCCCCCAAUGAACCAGGGGACUUCGUCUUGGAGUACAGGGGUAAACUCCUCACAAAGGAAGAAUGCGAGUCAAGACGAUACUCAGAGACUGAAAGCAAAUUUCUCUUUGGCUUUAAGUGGCAGAACCAUUGCUUAUGCCUGGAUGCAUCUGAAGAAGAUGGCUCUCUCGGAAGAUUGGUCAAUGACAACCACAAAAAUCCUAAUUGCGUUAUGAAAAAAAUCAUAGUUGACAACAAACCACAUUUGUGCCUUUUUUCUCUGAAGAAAAUAGAAAUAGGAGCUGAAAUUUAUUACAACUAUGGUGAUUCAAAAUGGCCUUGGCGCAGUAAGGUGGGAAAAAACAAGGCUCCUGCAGCAGCAAAAGAGAACCUAUUGGGUGGGGAAGGCCAGAUGAAAGGCCUUCAGACUCCUGCUGCAGCAGAAGAGAAUGAGGCCAGCCCUGUUCCUCAGAUGCUUAAUGAUGGACCAAUCCCAGAUGAGACCUACACACAGAUGAAAGGCCUUCAGACUCCUGCUGCAGCAGAAGAGAAUGAGGCCAGCCCUGUUCCUCAGAUGCUUAAUGAUGGACCAAUCCCAGAUGAGACCUACACACAGAUGAAAGGCCUUCAGACUCCUGCUGCAGCAGAAGAGAAUGAGGCCAGCCCUGUUCCUCAGAUGCUUAAUGAUGGACCAAUCCCAGAUGAGACCUACACACAGAUGAAAGGCCUUCAGACUCCUGCUGCAGCAGAAGAGAAUGAGGCCAGCCCUGUUCCUCAGAUGCUUAAUGAUGGACCAAUCCCAGAUGAGACCUACACACAGAUGAAAGGCCUUCAGACUCCUGCUGCAGCAGAAGAGAAUGAGGCCAGCCCUGUUCCUCAGAUGCUUAAUGAUGGACCAAUCCCAGAUGAGACCUACACACAGACCAUUCACAUGGAGGGACCUUUAGCAGAGGACAUUGAAGAUGUCUGUGUGCUAGGUGACAAGGGGUCAGACGAUGAGGUCAGCAUGUCAUCCAGGCAAGAAUGUACCUCCAUAUCAGAAAGUCAAAACCAAAGAGUGUCUGCAACAGAUGUCAGUAUGCCAGAAGAGGGGUCAGAACAUGAGGUCAGCAUGUCAUCCCUGCAAGAAUGUACCUCCACGCCACAAGUCCAAAACCAGACUGUCUCUGCAAAAAAGAGAGAAAAACAAACAGCUGUCAAGAGAAGCUGGACCCCAGAAGAGUGUGCUGCAGUGGACAAACAUUUGAGGAGAUUUAUCGUGAGGAGUCAAGUUCCUGGUAAAGAAGAGUGUCAGCGCUGUAUUACUGCUGCACCUGAAGCUCUCAGAAACAGAGACUGGAAAGCUGGUAAAUAUUAUGUUAAAAAUCGCAUUACAGCCCUGAGAAGAAAAGUAGUAUGAAAGCACCUAAUUGAACGGAGGUAAAAGCAAAACAUUGGAUGUCAAAAUGUUUUGUCCUUUGUUGUGUUUGUUGUUACUUUUUGUUGUUUUUGUAAGGGUUUGCUCAGGUUUUAUGGCUGUUCCGUUGUGUACAAAUAAAAACAUUUCACAGGUUUUUUUGUAUAUUUUUUACACCUGUAAUAACAAGGCAUUUUGAAUGCAGUCCAAUGAAACGCAUAAUUUCAAUGCCAAUGUAACAAAAAAUGUUGGGUUUGCAUAGAACUUCAAACUGAUAUUGUUAAAACAUUCAGUGGAGAUUAGAUUAAUGAUUUAAUAAUUAAAAAAAUCACAAGCAUAUGGCAUAAAAUGUAAUUAAAUUGGUCAUUUCAAUUUUGUUAUUAAACUGUCUUUGAAGCUGAA